AAGUUGAUUCCAUUUAGUGAUUCUAUUAGAUCCCAUUGUCCUAAUUUCCCCCACCAGAUCCUUCCAUUUCAUGCGACGACAAAAAACCUGCCCCCAUUUAAUCCCCCGGCCCCCUUCCUCAGCUCAGCUCCCACGACAGAAACCCACAGUUUAAUGUCCUCAACACAUCUAACAAUUAACACAAAAACAAAAAAAAUUUCUCAAGAGAAAAAAGAAAGCAACCAACCAUAAAUCUCCAUUAUUUCAGUUUCAGCUAUGUUGAUGAGCAUCCAUGAUCCUGUUGCUAGCACCAAUUACCCAGAGAAAAUGCGAAGAUGCCAAGAAUAUAUUGAAGCCCUUGAAGAAGAACGGCGCAAGAUUCAAGUUUUUCAACGUGAACUCCCCCUUUGUCUUGAGCUGGUCACUCAAGCAAUAGAGGCAUACAAGCAAGAAUUGUGUGGAACGAGGAGUGGGUGUAAUUUGAAUGGGCAAUCUGAGUGUUCUGAGCAGAUUACAUCUAGUGAUGAUGAGGGGCCUGUGUUGGAAGAAUUUAUUCCUUUGAAGAGGGCUUCAUCAUUAUCUCAGGAGGAGGAAGAUGAUGAACAACAAUCUCCUAAUAAAUCCACAAAUCAUAGGAUUGAUGAUGAUGAUGACAACAAUAAUAAUAAUGUUGAUUCCAGUGAUUAUUCCUCCAAAGAUGGCAAGAACAGUACUGAUGACAAGGUUUCCAAAAAACAAGAUUGGCUUAGAUCUGCCCAGCUUUGGAAUCAGUCAUUCACAGAUCCAACCCCUAAAGAGGAAUCUCCAAGCAAUUGCAAGGCGGCGGUGAUGGGAGUGAAGAGGAAUGGGAGUGGAGGAGCGUUUCAUCCGUUUAAGAGAGAGAAGAGCGCCGGAACAAGCUGCAGUGACGCCGUGCAAACGCCAGCCAGUACGCCAGCGAAGACGGCCGGCGAGGGUAACGGCGGCGGUGGAAGUAAGAAGGAAGAAAAGGAAACACAGUCGCAGAGAAAGCAAAGGCGGUGCUGGUCGCCGGAGUUGCAUAGAAGGUUCUUGCAAGCCCUCCAACAACUCGGUGGUUCACACGUUGCCACGCCAAAACAGAUCCGGGAAUUAAUGAAGGUGGAUGGGCUUACAAAUGAUGAAGUUAAGAGCCACUUGCAGAAAUAUCGGCUACAUACUAGAAGACCAACUCCGUCCAUUCGCAACAACGGUAGCCAGCAGCAAGGACCACAAUUUGUUGUGGUGGGGGGAAUUUGGGUGCCGCCACCGGAAUAUGCAGCGGCGAUGGCAGCUCCGGCGACGUCCGGUGAGGCUGCUAAUUCAAAUGGAAUAUACGCGCCGAUCGCCACCACACCAAAACAAGGUCAACAAAAUGGAAUUCCAUUUUCCGGUGAAAGAGGCAGCCAUAGUGAAGGCGGCGGAGCACGGCGUUCUGACUCACCCUCCACCUCUUACUCAACGCACACCACCACCACUUCCCAUUCUUCCUAAGACUAAUAAUUUUUCGUUGUACAAAUUUUGUUUUCUUGGAGUGUGUAAAAGAGUUAACAUUUUUGCAAUCAAUCGUCUCCAUCGGCAUGUAAUGUUAAUGGGUUACAUAUUAUGAAAUAUAUAAAUAAAGAAGAAAUUAUAGAGUUGUUUUUUAUUUCAAA
This is a messenger RNA of Ipomoea triloba (trilobed morning glory), 1631 nucleotides long. Its product is annotated as transcription factor HHO3-like. The transcript has 5 exons. Gene Ontology annotation, biological process: regulation of DNA-templated transcription. NCBI's taxonomy places the organism in Eukaryota, Viridiplantae, Streptophyta, Magnoliopsida, Solanales, Convolvulaceae. The record is from RefSeq and is a predicted model, not a curated record. The coding region runs from base 256 to 1470 and encodes 404 amino acids. Gene Ontology annotation, molecular function: DNA-binding transcription factor activity; DNA binding.